This is a messenger RNA of Syngnathus typhle (broad-nosed pipefish), 3106 nucleotides long. RefSeq names its product homeobox A2b (gene hoxa2b). Gene Ontology annotation, biological process: regulation of DNA-templated transcription. The transcript is spliced from 2 exons. Gene Ontology annotation, molecular function: DNA-binding transcription factor activity, RNA polymerase II-specific; DNA binding. Bases 1670 to 2578 code for a protein of 302 amino acids. Lineage: Eukaryota; Metazoa; Chordata; Actinopteri; Syngnathiformes; Syngnathidae. The record is from RefSeq and is a predicted model, not a curated record.
CAUCCCCUUCCUCUCACACUUAGCGAUAGUAGCUACAUUCUCUCCACUGCAGACGACAAUGGUAAAAAUAAAAGACACUUUCUGGCGGUAUGGAGGUGAAUUAUUAUCGGAGCAGAACAGGGUGCACAUUGCGCAAUGAUAAAUACUGCAUAUAUCUUGUGAGAACACGUGAUAUUGGAUGGCCUUUACAGAUUUGUGUAUAUGAAAUAAAUAUAUAUGGCCAAAAUCCAUGUGAUGUUAUUCCCCCCUUCUUUGUGUGUCUGCAUGUGUAGGGGGAAGGGGUGGUCACGUGACUGGCGAAACCCUAUAAGAGGGUUUCGAAUAAAUGAAGUGUGCAGAGCAACAAAAAAAAAAGUGGGGGGGGGGCGUUAGGGUCACGUGGAAAAUACUACAUGUGCGGUGUAGUUACGGAAUUACAAGACUCAAAUCAUAAUCUUACGAUAUUAACAGAAUGAAUGUGUUCCUGCUUAAAAUAAAAUGUUGGAGAUUAGGAUAGCACUUUUUUUUCAUCGUAAAAUCUUGCAGCUUAAUAUUAGGCUUACUUUUUUUCCUGGAAGUAAUUUGUAGUAAAGUACGGUUAGAAGAACAUAAUACGACUAUUCUUCCACCAUAUAUUUUUGCGCUUAUCGUACCUUUUUCGUGAAAUAUUGACUUUCUUUUAACAGCACUUGCAAAAUGAUGACCUAAUUCCCAAAGCUUUGACAUUAACUCCCUUUCCACGUAACCGUGCCUUUCCCCUAUAUUUAAAAUUUUACAACUUUGCCAUAUAACAUGAACGUUUGUCUUCGUUUGCGACGAUAUAUGACAUUUGUAACAAAGCUUCAUUAUGGACCUGUUACAUUUUUCUCUCAUAAAUUUGCGACAAUUUUUUUAUUUUUUAUCUUUCUGUUUGAAAAGAUGGCUUGAGAACAGAAAAGACAUUUCAAAAUAGAUUUAUGAUCAGCAAGAACGUGAACGCGCCCUCUCUCUCUCUCUCUCUCUCUCUCUCUCUCUCUCUCUCUCUCUCUCUCUCUCUCUCUCUCUCUCUCUCUCUCUCUCUCUCUCUCUCUCUCUCUCUCUCUCUCUCUCUCUCUCUCUCUCUCUCUCUCUCUCUCUCUCUCUCUCUCUCUCUCUCUCUCUCUCUCUCUCUCUCUCUCUCUCUCUAUCUAUCUAUCUAUCUAUCUAUCUAUCUAUCUAUCUAUCUAUCUAUCUAUCUAUCUAUCUAUCUAUCUAUCUAUCUAUCUAUCUAUCUAUCUAUCUAUCUAUCUAUCUAUCUAUCUAUCUAUCUAUCUAUCUAUCUAUCUAUCUAUCUAUCAAGAGACACUGCACGCAUGCAUCAGUGAGGGAAUGUCAUGUUGAGCGCGGAGGCGUCUGCGUGGACCUUCUAUUUUCCUUCAAGGCCUUUCUAUAAGGACGGCGUGUAAAUAGAGCAGCCUACGCGCGGGAUGAGGCGUUACCCCCACCAGCAGCACCCCCACUCCACCGAUCAAUCACAAGGAGGGACAGUGGCCUCUUUUGAUAAAAAAACGCCAAAUUGUCAUUGGACAGAUGCAAUCAUGUGACAAGCCGCACGCUCUCUGUCCUCUGCAAAGCAAACAAUUCACAUUAUACAGGUCCCUGCACCAGUCUAAAUAAUCUCACUAGUUUUAAAUGACGCAUCUCCCAAAAGCGACGAGGAGUAGGAUAGGAGAUGAAUUACGCAUUUGGCCUCGAAAGUGGUUUUAUCAACAGUCAGCCGUCGCUCGCCGAGUGCCUGACAUCCCUCCACGAUGCGUUCCAGACUACGUCCAUCAACACAUCGACGCAGAAUCCUCCUCCCCCUCCUUCGGACCAGCCGGCGAGUUGCUCCAGAAGCCCGCAGCACGCCGCGGCGCCAUCCGCUGCCGCGCAGUACGCGUGGAUGAAGGAGAAGAAAAGCACCAAGACUCCUGCAGACGCUCCACUGCAAGCCUCAGCCGAGUUCAUAUUAGCCGAAAGCGAUUGUCCCCCGGCAUCCUGCAGGAGGUUGAGGACAGCGUACACCAACACGCAACUUUUAGAGCUGGAGAAAGAGUUCCACUUCAACAAGUAUCUCUGCAGACCCAGGCGACUGGAGAUAGCCACCUCGUUGGAUUUAAGCGAGAAACAAGUGAAAGUGUGGUUCCAGAACCGCAGGAUGAAGCACAAAAGGCAGACGCACUGCAAGGAGAACCGUGAGAACAAAAGCAAAUACGCCAAGGACUUUUUGGAAGAGGAGCCAGCCAAGGGGCAGAGUUAUUUCCAGGAAAAUUGUUUCAAUUCACAACAUUGUCCUAAUAGCCACAAUGACGACAAUGAUUCGACUUUGUGCAUAAGUGAGAAAAAUGUCAAACAUUCUCCGGGGUGCGCUUCCACCACGGCUCCCUUCUGUGCGCCCGCAAUAGGCCCGGACAAUCAUUUUUCCCACGUCUCGCACAAUGAAUACUCCCCGGAUUUGGACGCCUCUUUGCGGGAGCUUCCUCCAGCCUCCUCGUUCUCGCAAGACUGGUCCGAUUCAACUGCGCUGCCUUUAUCACCUGAAACUUUUGAGCUUUUCUCAAAAACACUCACAACUAUGGACUUGCAUAAUUUGAGCUAUUGAAAUGGGGUUAGUUUAAUUCACAUUAUUUUUCUAUAAAGGGGAAUUAUUUAAUAAAUGACGUAAGGUAAAUUAGGACAAAUAAGAACACGGGUAGGCUAUAUUUACACCAUAUUUAUACUGGAAAUAAAUCUUCAUAUUGAUUGUAAUCAAAUUUAAAUCUCUUUUUUUAAAGGUUUGUUUUAAGACCGCUCCCAUAAAAAUAUUGUUCAGAAUUUAAUUUUUCGUGCCGUUUCGACUUUUGGAUGGUCAAAGAAAGACGAUUCGCCUGCUUGGAGUCAAGGAGGGCAAAAGCUACGACUUUUCUCCGCUCUCUAAUUAAAUUUUAUUGCCUAUAAAACUCACAGCAUUGAGGGUGCUUGUUUAUUGGUUUUUUCGCUGUGUAAUGCCUUCUUUGAAUUAAGUAUGCUUGCACUAUUGUGGAUCCACCAAACUUUUUUAAUGAUCAACAAUAUACCUGGGAAUUAAUAAAAAAAUUAUUUUCUGUUAAAAAAAAAAAGGCAAGUGAAAAUGUUCAGUUAUUGCUAUUAC